Messenger RNA from Candoia aspera, 1399 nucleotides. RefSeq names its product centromere protein H-like. NCBI's taxonomy places the organism in Eukaryota, Metazoa, Chordata, Lepidosauria, Squamata, Candoiidae. The coding region runs from base 145 to 921 and encodes 258 amino acids. Gene Ontology annotation, cellular component: nucleus; kinetochore. The record is from RefSeq and is a predicted model, not a curated record. Gene Ontology annotation, biological process: mitotic spindle organization; kinetochore assembly; chromosome segregation. Gene Ontology annotation, molecular function: kinetochore binding. The transcript has 9 exons.
AGACCGGAGCAAUCCAUCGACGAUCUGACGAUACUCUGCUGACGUAACGCGGAGUCGGCGGGCUGUUUGAAAGGGCGGCCCUUGGAACGGUGACGGCGCUUGGGUAGCCGGUGCGAAGAAAGAGGCUUGGGUGCCGUCGCCGGUAUGGAAGCGCGAGAUGUAGCGGGCUGCCCGGAGAUAGGAGGCAAGGCAGCACCGGUGGCGACGGCGGCUUUCACUACGAACACUGAAGGAGCGACGGAUGAAGGGGCUCGUUUGCUCGUCAGCGAAGAGGAGAAGAUCCCGGACUUGCUCACGCUCUUUCGAAUCAAGGAACAAAUAAGUCAGCAUCUUAUGGAAUAUAAUACAAUAAUCAAUUCAGCAGAUGAAGAAAAUAUUCCAGAUCAAGUUGUAGAUGAAAAAAUAUUAGAGAGUUCUAUAGAAGAAUUGGAAAGAGACUUGGAAGAGGUGAGGGUAUCGUAUCAAAACAAAACCUUAGCAUUACGAAGGAUCCAAAUAACUGAUGCCCUUAGAACCAAACUGAAAAAUGAAGAUGAUGAUGAUUCAAAGUUUAUCUGGGAUACUAUUAAACACAUCAUGAUGCUUAGUACAGCAAUACUUAAAUCAAAGCAGCAAUCCCGUGAACUGGAAGAAAAACUGAAUGAGGUUAAGCAGAGCAGACUAGAAUUAAAGCGAGCUGGAGAAUGUAAACUGGCGCAAAUACAUGAUAUGAAGAGAAAACGAAAACAGGAUUUAGAAAAUAUGAAGGUUGGUGAAAUGUUGAAAAAAGUUUCUAAAAAUUUGCAACAGGAAAUUCAGAUGACUACAUUGAUUCAAAACAUUUUCCAGAACCUUAUUACUGGAAGUGGAGUCAAUUGGGCAAAGGAUCCAGCAUUGAAGGCAAUUGUUCUACAACUGGAGAAAAAUGUGACUGGAAUCUAAAGCAGCAUUGAAUUAAUGACUGUAUUUGCUGUGGUUUCCAAAUUCAGAAGAGAAAAUGUAGUCUGUCAGGUUUUUGUGAUAUACUGGACAUAUUCUAAGGGUUGUGUAUCUGUACAAGAAUAUAUUACACUGAAGUAUGUAUUGAUAUAGCAACAAAAGGGAAAUUCCUGUUACAGUCAUUGCUAAUGUAUACAAGGAGCUAUUACUGGAGAGUCAUCUAGCUGUAAAAUAAUUCCCAUCUUCUCUUAAUUUCUCACAAAGUUACCAAUUGCCUUUUUUAGUGACAACAGAGCAAUAGGCCUUCUGGAAAAGCAGGUAUUUACAAAGAUAGCCACUUCAUUUUCUCCUCACAAUUUAACCUGUGCUUUGUCUUCACAUCAUGUAUACAUAUGUGAGUAGGAUGCAACUUAAUCUUUUUUUGCUAAACUCCCUCAUAAUAACUCUUUAUCCCUAACUUCAGUGGAUUUUUAAAGAGUCA